UUCGACCAACUUAACACACAAGAAAUUAACAAAAGCAUUUAUUGAUUUGUGUGAUCUUGAUUCGAUUAUCGUUAUAGAAGGAUGAGGAAAGAGACGGUGGUGGUGGUGAGCACAACGCUUGCGGUGGUGGUAGUAGGGGCGUUGAUCAGAAGUUGGAAGCGGUGGAAAGAACAACAGCUGAAGCAAACGAAGAACAUCAUUCGAAAGUUUGCUAGGGAAAGUGCCACUCCGGUAACAAAGCUUUGGCAGGUUGCUGAUGACUUGGUGUCUAGCAUGAAAAUCUCUCUUGCUUCUUCCGGUGAAACCCCUACUCUCAACAUGAAAAUUUCCAACGUUACAUCCCUCCCUCAAGGAGACGAGGAAGGGUUUUAUUAUGGGGUUAAUUUGCAAGGAAAGCAUUUGUUGAUGUUGUGCGCGCGGCUAGGAGGAAAGAAUAUGCCUGUCUCUGCGUUACAAAGAGAAGAGAUUUCCAUCCCCGAUGCUGUCUUGGCUGGUACUUCUGAGGAAAUAACAGACUAUGUAGCUACAGAGAUAGCUAAGUUCGUAUCGGGGCAUCCUGAGAUUGAGGAGAGUGCAGGCGCCAAAAAGAAGAAAAUGGGCUUCACCUUGUCAUAUCCAGUGGACGAAGUUAUGCCUUUCGCGGCUACCACAUUUCAACGGAAAGGCUCAAACGACCCAGUUCGCAAAGGAAUGGUUAAAGACCUUAAUCGAGCGUUGACGAACCAUGGAAUGAAAAUGCACGUUUCUUCACUGGUUGAUGAAACUAUCGGAGGUUUGGCCGGUGGAAGAUACUAUAACACAGAGAGUGUGGCUGCAAUUACCCUUGGCAUGAGCACAAAUGCUGCUUACGUAGAACCAGCAGAGGAAGUUGCUAAUGAACUUACACAAUCUCCCAAUUCAAGUGAACUGGUAAUAAGCAUGGAAUGGGGAAAUUUCAGUUCCCCUCGUCUUCCUUUAACAUCAUAUGAUGCUAGUGUAGAUGCUGAAAGCUCAAAUCCUGGUAGUGGGACUUUCGAAAAGCUUAUUUCAGGGAUGUAUUUGGGAGAAGUUGUGAGACACGUCUUGUUGAAGUUGGCCAAGGAAACAGCCUUAUUUGGAAGCAGUGUGCCUCCAAAGUUAAUGACUCCAUACUUACUAAGAUCCUUUGAUAUGGCUGCUAUGCAUCAAGAUACAUCAGAGGAUCGUGAAAUAGUGGGUGAGAAACUGAGAGAGGUUUUCGAGAUCGGUAGUUGCAGCCCGAUGGCACGUGAAGUGGUGGCCGAGGUGUGUGACAUAGUAACAGAGCGCGGUGCACGCUUAGCGGGAGCAGGAAUUGUGGGGAUAAUAAAGAAGCUUGGGAGAAUUGAGAAUAGAAAGNNNGUGGUGACAGUGGAAGGUGGGCUUUAUGAGCAUUAUCGUAUUUUCAGAAACUAUCUUCAUAGUAGUGUCUGGGAAAUGCUUGGCAAUGAUCUCUCAGACAAUGUCAUCGUUGAACAUUCCCAUGGUGGCUCUGGAACUGGAGCUUUGUUCCUUGCUGCUGCUCACACUUACGCACAUCAUGGGGAUUCUUGACCCCUCUAUAUCUUUUAAUUUCUAUUCUUUUUGGCUUGCUUUUUUUUAACAACAAAUAUACAUCAUCAUGCUUGGACUCCACAAUGGGAUUCAUUGUUACUGUAUCGGUUUAGCCUCUAUUCAACACACAAAAAAGAAAGACGUGGAAAUGUUA
Molecule: messenger RNA, 1705 nt
Organism: Cajanus cajan (pigeon pea)
Lineage: Eukaryota; Viridiplantae; Streptophyta; Magnoliopsida; Fabales; Fabaceae
Source: RefSeq, a predicted model, not a curated record